Molecule: messenger RNA, 315 nt
Organism: Macrosiphum euphorbiae (potato aphid)
Lineage: Eukaryota; Metazoa; Arthropoda; Insecta; Hemiptera; Aphididae
Source: the annotation of a GenBank genome assembly
AUGUGUGUUGUCAAUGCUUGGCUCUUGUAUCGGAGGCACUGUAGGCAACUUAAGAUAAAAAAGACCACAAGUUUAUUGAAAUUUAAAUCAGAAAUAGCAGAUGCUUUAUUGCAAGCUGGUAAAUAUAAAUUGAAUAAAAGAGGAAGACCAUCAUUGUCAACUACACCACCAACUAAAAAAAGAUUAUUUGCUCCAAGGCCAGUAGAUGAUGUUAAGUUUGAUGAAGUAGCUCAUUGGCCUCUUUCAGUUACAAAAAAAGCAACGAUGCAAGCACUGUAUAAAAAGUUAUACUACAAACACAUGCAGGAAGUGUAA